GCGAGCGCUCCUGGGCGAUCGGGGCGCGGAGCCGUCGCGGGGACCGCCGCGCUCGUGGGCAGAGCCCCGCGCCGGGAUGCGGCGGCGCUGAGCGGUGCCCCCGCGGACGCCCAGAGGCCGUGCGGAGAGUCCCCGCCGCGAGCGGGGCGGGCGCGUGGCCGGCAGGAUGACCAACCCCGCGGCCGCGCAGAACAAGGAAAUAGACUGUCUGAGUCCCGAGGCCCAGAGACUGGCGGAGGCCCGGCUUGCGGCGAAGCGCGCGGCCCGUGCAGAGGCUCGCGAGAUCCGCAUGAAGGAGCUGGAGCGGCAGCAGAAGGAGAUCUAUCAGGUCCAAAAGAAAUAUUAUGGGCUGGAUUCAAAAUGGGGUGACAUCGAGCAGUGGAUGGAAGACAGUGAGCGCUACUCGCGUAGAUCCCGAAGAAACACAUCGGCUUCUGACGAAGAUGAGCGCAUGUCAGUGGGUAGUCGCGGAAGCCUGAGGUCGCAGCCCGACUUGGAGUACGGGGGUCCCUACGCCUGGACAAAUGGUUAUGAUGGAGAAUUACACGGACCACAGUCCCUGCAAAGAAGAUCUAGCAGGGUUGAAGAGAGACCAGACAGAGAUUUUGCUGAGAAGGGCUCUCGCAGCAUGCCGGGCCUGUCUGCAGCCACGCUGGCCUCUCUGGGAGGGACGUCCUCUCGGAGAGGCAGCGGGGACACCUCCAUCUCCAUCGACACUGAGGCCUCCAUCAGGGAAAUCAAGGAACUCAGUGAGUUAAAGGACCAGAUUCAGGACGUAGAAGGCAGAUACAUGCAGGGAUUGAAAGAGAUGAAGGACUCCCUAGCAGAAGUUGAGGAGAAAUAUAAGAAGGCCAUGGUGUCCAACGCUCAGCUAGACAAUGAAAAGACAAACUUCAUGUACCAGGUCGAUACUCUAAAAGAUAUGUUGUUGGAACUUGAAGAACAACUGGCUGAAUCUAGGCGACAGUAUGAAGAGAAAAACAAAGAAUUCGAAAGGGAGAAGCAUGCCCACAGCACGCUGCAGUUCCAGUUUGCUGAAGCGAAAGAGGCCCUGAAGCAAAGAGAAGAAAUGCUAGAGAAACAUGGAAUAAUCCUAAAUUCAGAAAUAGCUACCAAUGGAGAGACUUCAGACACUCUAAAUAACGUUGGAUACCAAGCUCCCACCAAGAUCGCAAAAGAGGAGUUAAAUGCCCUCAAGUCGACAGGGGACGGGACGCUAGGAAGAGCCAAUGAAGUGGAGGUGAAAAAUGAAAUUGUGGAGAGUGUGGGGAAAAGAGCAAUCUUGCAGAAUACUGAGAAAGAGCAGCACACCGAGGACGCAGCAAAGCAUUGUGUGGACGUGGAGGUACGUCCUGGGGGCAGUGCCGAGGACCAGCAAGCCUCUGAUGAAGACAAAGCGCCCUCCCUGGGGACGUUAGCGGGUGCGGAACGUGAGGAACAGGUUCAGAGCCAAAAUCCAGAGAACACCCCUCUCCUUGGAAGCGUAGAGCAGGUUAAGUCCCAUGAGGUCACACACGUGCCAGAUGACAGGACUGGAGCUGUCCUUAGCCACCAUUUGAGCGAUUUAGACAGUGAAGUCCCAGGUCCCAGGAGCAGGCAGGGCAGUUGUAAUAAUGCCGUGGGUAUCGAAAACCAGAGUAAGGAAUCUGUGGAAAAGCAGGAAAAAGAAAAACAAGAGGAUUCUAAAAGCCACUCGGAAGAGGUUAGCUCAGAGCCGUGUCAGGAGCACACUCCUCUGCCAACAUCUGAAAUGGGAAGGGAAGGCGCGGACUCCUGUGGGCAAAGUGCGAGCUGCACAGAGCACGUGGCACAGGCAGGCGACACCCAGGGUGGGCAGCAGCUGGGCACAAUGUGUCAGGGCGAGCAGCGUGCGGGAGCUGCCCUGGAGGAGUUGGAUCCAAGCGUGGGAUGCAGUUUAGAGAAAGAAGUGACCAGCCAGGAAGUGGCCGGGCCCCAGGAGGCCCCAGCGCAGAGCACGGAAGCAGGGAGGGAGGGCAGUGAAGAAGAGAGCGAAGAAGCAGGGCUCGGGGGUGAGAAACCAGUCGAGGCAGGUGUCCAGAACGUUCCUGGUUCACCGGCGGCCGAGAGCCAUCGUCAGGAGGCAACAGGCCCAAGCGUGGUCGACACCGAACGUGACCCCCUAGAUACGAGAGAGCCCAGGGAGGAGAAGAGUGACCAACAGGCAGAGGCCUUGGAGUCAUCACCAAGGAAGGCAAAGAACAAGAAAAAGAAAAACAAGAAGAAAAAAUCGACAGGACCUGCAGAAACCCUUAAGGAUGUUAAGACAGAGGUGACACAUCAGAGCACAGAUGUAAGUGAAGUUAAGGAGGAAGAGCAGGUGACAUUCACUGACGGAGAGUCCGCAGUGGAAGCUCUAGACGAGGUGACCAAAAAUCCAGAGCAGAACAUCGUAGCAGAAAGCAGUGAACAUGCUGAUUGUCCAGAAAAUCCUGCAAUUGAGUUGGAUGGAAAACUUAACCAAGAAGCUGUAAAAACACAAGCAGGGAAAGUAACAGCUGGUGGAGACACGUUAGAGUUCGGAGAUGACACAGUUCCAUCCUCAGGCACUAGCGUUAGCGACAGAGAACUAGAUGAAGAUGUCAUUAAAAGUAACACUAAGAAAGGUGGUGCCGCCCAAGACAGUCCCCCAGAACCGGAGAAUGAAGCAGGCGGUGGCCGCAGCCCGCUCGGAAAUCAGAGUCCCGCAGAGGAAACGAACGAUGCCGCCCAGACAGGCAGCGCAGGGGGGCCCGCCAUGCCAGAACACCCCGGCCGGAGAGGCGACAAAGCUUUAGACAGCAUUAGUCUAGAAAGCGACGACUCGGCACCAGCGGGAGAGGCGGGGGGCUUGGAUUCCGGAAGCAGCGAAGAUAUAAGGAGAGGGAGUGAGAAGGGGAAAGGCAAGGAGGACUGCACCAUGUCCUGAGCGGAGCCCGCCGCAGAUGGCGCACGACGGGAGGCCGAGCUUUAGAGAAGGGCCAGGGACUCUGCGCAGUAAGUCUAAUGGUAAGAGACUCUUGUCUGCCAUCUCCCCUGGCGACGUAAGUAGAAUGUUCUAAGUUGAUUCAGAUGCGCUGCACGACAUCAGUCAUCGGGUGCUCUGCGGCACAGACCGCUGCUUGGGGAUUUACGUGUAACCAUUGACGUCGUCACCCAGGUUGGAAAGAAAGACAUGUCUGUUAUCACUGUAAGUUCUAAGGGAGAGCAUUCCAGUAGUAUCGAACAAUAGCGUAUACUAUUUAUAUUCCAGCUUAAAAUAAAAUAAAAAUAUUGAACAGUUGCCUUAGGCUGAUAUGAAUGUGGCUGUUCUUGACCAAACAUAUCAGCUUCUAACUGAAGUGACCAAAUAGCAUUCUUAGAUUUCUGUAUUAGGGGUAUAAUCGAUAUUUAAAUGAAUGCCUCCUUCACAUAUGUGUACUUUCAUACUUGAUUUUAGUAUAUACAUUGUAACCCGUAUGGCAUUGUAUUUAAAAGAAAUAAACACCCAAAUAGCAAAUAGGUCACUGAGUGAUAAGAUUUGCACCUUAGGAAAAUAAUUAAUCAUUUUAGGGUUAACAAUAUCUCAAAGCAUGAGGGGACUCUUACUUUCCUUUACCUCAUGUAAAUCUUUUAUCUCAAAUCAAUGCUUUUGGAUCUCACUGUUAAUGGUACCGGAAUUUACUUUGUAGGAGACUUUGAGUUCACUUCAUGCUGUUGCUGUGUACCCAAUUCAAUUUAUACUAAGAUUUUUUUAAAAAAGCUUUUUUAUGGAAGUGGCAUAUGUUGAAAUUUCAUUUCCUAUUGCAGUAUUUGGGCAGGGAAGUCAUUAAAUGUUUUUGAACCUUAAAAUCCCUUCUCUUUCUGUUUGAGUGUCUAAUCAUUAUGCAAGCGAGAAAUAUAAAAGGUUACUUCUUGUGCAGACUACUAAUUAGACUAUCAUAAGAUAUUUUAAAGAGUUGAAUCACUUUUGGUAUUUUGGUAUAAAUAUUUUCAUUUAUUGUUUCUCAGCAUAUUGUUAUUGGAAAAUUCUUGUUUUGAUCUGCCUGAAGAAAAAAUAUAUUUUCUAUAUAAAGAAGCAUUUAAAAAAUAAUUGUAAAGGUAGACUAAAAAAUUGUGACAUAUGACAUCACAAAGGAAUGUAUGUUAUGAAUGCUGUUGACACUUUAUGAGAUUAUGUGGGUUCAUAUUACUGUUACGAGAUAUAAUUGAAUGCAAAAAGACCAAAGCCUCAGUAAAAGUUGAGGCAAACAUAAGUGUUACUAUGUAAUUGAAAUAAACACAUUUUAUAAUU
Molecule: messenger RNA, 4270 nt
Organism: Propithecus coquereli (Coquerel's sifaka)
Lineage: Eukaryota; Metazoa; Chordata; Mammalia; Primates; Indriidae
Gene: LRRFIP1
Product: leucine rich repeat (in FLII) interacting protein 1
Exons: 15
Coding region: 167-2926 (919 amino acids)
Biological process (GO): regulation of transcription by RNA polymerase II
Molecular function (GO): DNA-binding transcription factor activity, RNA polymerase II-specific; RNA polymerase II cis-regulatory region sequence-specific DNA binding
Source: RefSeq, a predicted model, not a curated record